This is a messenger RNA of Colletotrichum higginsianum IMI 349063, 3492 nucleotides long. RefSeq names its product CPSF A subunit region. The record is from RefSeq and is a predicted model, not a curated record. Gene Ontology annotation, biological process: proteasome-mediated ubiquitin-dependent protein catabolic process; DNA repair. The transcript is spliced from 3 exons. Gene Ontology annotation, cellular component: site of double-strand break; nucleus. NCBI's taxonomy places the organism in Eukaryota, Fungi, Ascomycota, Sordariomycetes, Glomerellales, Glomerellaceae. Gene Ontology annotation, molecular function: protein binding; nucleic acid binding. The coding region runs from base 1 to 3492 and encodes 1163 amino acids.
AUGUCGUACGUCGCGCCCAUCCACAGGCCAAGCAGCAUACGGCAGGCCUUGAGCAUACGCCUGUCGGAGGACGACGACACCGAGAGCUUGCUGGUAGCAAGAUCCAACAGACUCGAAGUAUGGCGCGUCACGCCCACCGACAUGUACAUGCUCGGCUCGGCCGCAGUCUACGGCACCAUCCUUUUCCUCCAGCGCCUGCGGCCCAAGGACACCAAGGCCGACCUGCUGUUUGUCGGUACCGAUCGAUUCCAAUACUUCACGGCGAGAUGGGAUCCCGCAACCCAGAGACUGCAAACCGAGCAGGUCAUCGAGGAUGCCGCCGAACCUCACAUGCGCGACGCCCAGAGUCAGGAUAGGUGCCUGGUAGACCCAACAGGCAAGUUCAUGGCCAUGCAUCUAUGGGAGGGCGUCUUGAACGUCAUGCGCCUGGGAACGCGCAAGGGAACAUUUACUCGCCUCGACGACUCAUGGGAGCGGGUUCGCCUGUCAGAGCUUUUCGUCAAGGCCAGCACGUUCGUGCCCACCGAGACCGGCCACCCAACGGUUGCCUACUUAUACCAGUCCCAGAUCGAGAAGGAAGAUGCACACCUCGCCAUAUACAGGCUCAUGAGCGAUGACAAGAACACAACCGUGUCAAGGUUCGACCCCAGCAGGGAUCGGGAGUUCGAGCUGGAGAUAAAGGACCCAUAUGCGCGCAUCGUCAUACCCGUGCCCAUCGUGGAGGACGAGGUCAAGCGUUACCACAAGAGAGACACCACAGGGGCGAAAGCCCAGCUGGGUGGCUUGAUUGUUGUCGGAGAGACGUUGUUGGUCUACGUCGACACUCUGACACGUACCGUCGUCGAGAGCGGGCUCAACAGCCCUGCCAUCUUCGUCGCGUGGGCCGCCUACGACGACACGAAUUACUUCCUCUCUGACGACUAUGGAAACCUUCAUCUCCUGACGAUUGAAACCGAGGGUGUCGUCGUCACAAACCUCUCCCUGAGACUAUUAGGCGUGACCUCUCGCGCAUCUUGCUUGGUGCAUAUGGGAAAUGGCUUGCUUUUCCUAGGCUCUCAUUACGGCGAUUCCCAGCUUCUCCAGAUCAACAUGGAGAGUCUGAAAACGAGGCUCGUCCAAACCAUUCCCAGCAUUGCCCCUAUCCUCGACUUUUCCAUAAUGGACCUGGGAAACGCCGGGGAUAGCCAGGUCGGCAAUGCUUUCUCCUCGGGCCAGGCCCGCAUCGUCGCCGGCUGCGGCGUUCAUCAAAACGGCAGUCUACGGAGCAUUCGAAGCAGUGUAGGUCUCGAAGAUAUUGGCGUUCUUGAGGACUUGCAGGACGUCCGCGGGCUGUUCAGUCUCCGAUCGCAUGGUUCACCCAAGGUUGACACUCUUGUUGUUUCCUUCAUCACCGAGACCCGAAUCUUCAGCUUUGAUCCAGAAGGGGGCAUCGAGGAGGUGUUUGAAUUUCAAGGGCUUGCCUUGGACAGGCCAACGCUGGUUGCGACAACCCUUCCCGACGGCCGCCUGUUGCAGGUCACAUCCACCACCGUGACGCUUCUUGAAUCCGAGAGGGGCAUCACUUUGAAUACGUGGGCAGUACCGGAUGGUAAGGCUAUCGUCAAUGCGUCGGCCAAUAAUAAGUGGGUGCUGUUGUCUAUCAACGGCACGACCCUGGUGUCUCUGAACCUGUUGAACAAUCUGUCGGCUCAAGAGCAAGUCUUGGGUCGCGACAUUGGAGGUCAUGAGGAUCAGAUCUCCUGCAUCCACGCUGCUAGUGAUCUCGACGACGUUGGCGUAGUCGGUUUUUGGGCGACUGGUUCGGUAUCCAUCAUCGACCUCCGCACACUCGAUGCCCUCCACGGGGAGACCAUCAAGCAAACCGACGACAGCGUGUCUGUUCCAAGGGACCUGGCCCUAGUACAACUUCACCCGCCACACCUUCUGGGCCCUACACUCUUUGUAGCCAUGGAAGAUGGACAGGUGGUGUCGUUCAACGUUUCAAAGCAGGACUUCUCCUUGUCUAGCCGAAAGAGCGUCACACUGGGUAGCCAACAGGCCGGUCUCCACGUUCUUCCCAGGCCAGGCGGCGAGGGCAUCAGCAAUAUCUUCGCCACCACCGAGCACUCCAGCCUCAUCUACAGCUCAGAGGGACGCAUCAUCUAUUCGGCAGCCACCGCCGAAGACGUUACGUACAUCGCGCCUUUUGACUCGGAAGCUUUUCCCGACGCCAUCUUCCUUGCCACAGACCAAAACAUCCGGAUUGCCCACAUCGACGCCGAAAGGAGAACCCAUGUCAAUCCAUUGCCGCUGCGCGAGACGGUUCGCAGGGUGGCGUACUCGCCGGCGUUGCGGGCUUUCGGCAUCGGAACCAUUAGCCGGGAACUCGUCAAUAAUGAAGAAGUAGUCACCAGCUCGUUCCGGCUUGUCGACGAGAUCGUACUUGGAGUUGUUGGAAAACCGUUCCACCUCGACGGUUCGACGUCAACAGAGAUGGUUGAGAGCGUCAUCAGAGCAGAACUGCCGGACAGCAUGGGCCAGCCCGCCGAGAGAUUCAUCAUUGGUACGAGCUACUUGGCCGAUCCGGAAAUGGAUGAGAACAGCGACGUUAGAGGACGCAUUCUCGUCCUCGGCGUGGAUUCCGAUAAGAACCCUUACCUGAUUGUGAGCCACGAGCUGAAAGGCGCCUGCCGGAGCCUUGGUAUCAUGGGCGAGAAGCUUGUCGCCGGCCUGAGCAAGACGGUGGUGGUAUAUGAGUAUGCUGAGGAGUCGAGCACUUCAGGCGCACUGCGCAAGCUGGCCACAUUCCGGCCUUCGACGUUUCCAGUUGACAUUGACGUCAACGGAAACAUGAUUGGCAUCGCUGAUUUGAUGCAAUCAAUGACUUUGGUUGAGUUUAUCCCAGCCCAAGAUGGAAACAAGGCCAAGCUUGUGGAGCGGGCCCGUCACUUCCAGUACAUCUGGGCCACCUCGGUGUGCCACCUAGAAGGGCACUCGUGGCUGGAAGCGGAUGCGCAGGGCAACCUGAUGGUGCUGCGGAGGAAUCCCGACGCGCCGACAGAGCAUGACCAGAAGCAGAUGGAGGUAACGAGCGAGUUCCACCUUGGUGAACAAGUCAACAAAAUCCGGCCACUCGACAUCACGCCCAACGAGAACGACCCCAUCGUACCUAAGGCGUUCCUCGCGACGGUUGAGGGGUCGCUUUAUGUAUUUGCGGACAUCAAGUCGGAAUACCAAAGUCUCUUGCUUCAAUUCCAGGAGAGACUGGCGGAUGUGGUCAAAACCCUGGGACAGGCAGGCGGCGACUCUACUUCGGGCCUGUCCUUCAUGGCGUGGCGAGGCUUCAGAAAUGCCAAACGGGCCGCGGACGGGCCUUUCCGGUUCGUCGACGGCGAGUUGAUUGAGCGCUUCUUGGACUUGGACGAGGCAAAACAAGAGGCCGUCGUUCAGGGUCUUGGUCCAACAGUCGAAAACAUGCGGAACCUGGUCGAGGAGCUGAAGCGCAUGCAUUAA